GAUGACUUUAGAGCAAAAAAGAAAAGAAAAAGGAAAAUCACUCAGAGGAGGUCGCAUCGGGUGCGUAUCUCUUUUGUCCCCGUUGGUUAAUAAGUUUUUUGAAGAAAGCAAUUUCGUCACCGUCAGCAUCGCUGGCUGAUGCGCAAUCGAAGUGAUAUUGCAAAUUAGCCGUCGAACGAACCAGAGCCCCGUAAAUCCCGUGCGUGCGUUUGCGGACGAUGGUGGUUUGAUGUGUAGUCGGUUUGUGUAUAAUAGGAAAGAGCGAGUGAAGAAAAAUCGACACAUCACUCCAAACAACAUCGCCGGCGGAGCGCUGUGCGAAGCAAAGGUGCAAGCGUAGCAAGAGUACGGAGUCGAUUGGAGGCCGGCAGAAAACGAAAAGUGAAUUCCGGCCUACUAGUCUUGGCUUAUCAAUUGGUGUAGAGAGAGAAAUCGAAACACAAAACGUCAAAGCCGGGCGUUUUGACAGGUGGUGCGAUUGUCUCGCAAAAAGUGUACUCGUGUGUGUGUGUGCGUUUGUUCUUAAAAAAAAGAAAAAUUAGUUGAUUCCGGGCCGCCAGUGAAGUACUGUGCAUGCCCAUAAUUUUGCCAUCGAUACAUUCCCAACGCCGCCGAUCAAGAGUCCCGAAGUAUCCUUGAGUUCCAGAAUUUCUUUCAAAGAAGAGCAACGCCCAACGUAACUGUGGACGAUGGAAACAUGUUCGGUAUGUAGCAAACUGCACGUGCGUAGGAAUAUGUAGGGCAGAGCGUGAUCCAAUCAUCAACACAUCCGGCGGUGGAAAUCUCAUUACAAACUCUUCCUGAGCAGAAAAGGGAAGAGGAGAGAGCAUCAUUAAAAAAAUACCUCGGGAACUUCAACUCCCGGUGUUGACGGCGGUAAUAUAGCACGCCACGUACGUUGGCCCUACUGAAAGCACAACACGAUCACCUUCAGUGGUGCAGUUAAACUAACAAUCGAGAAGUGCGGUAGUUAAUUGAAUACACCGUGCGUACGAUACUGGACAAACACACAGGAUGCCGCUCCCAAAACGCCUCGUGCAGCCGGUGUUCGUGGCACGGUCAGUGUACGUGCGCGAGGAGCUACCGGCCGAGCUAGAGACGGUAACCAACACGACACUCACCAAUAUCGUCCGUCAGUUAUCAUCACUGUCGAAACAUGCGGAGGAUCUGUUCGGCGAGCUGGCCCGUGAUGCGGGCGGGCUGGCCGAACGAGCCAACUCGUUGCAGGCGCGUAUUGAUCGUCUCGCGAUAAAGGUCACCCAGCUGGACAGCACCGUUGAGGAGGUAUCGCUGCAAGACAUACAGAUGAAGAAGGCUUUCAAAAGUGCCACAAUGUUCGACCAGCAGAUCUUCUCCCGGGCGACGAUGCCAUCGGCAAUGCUGGAGGUGUAUAAGACUUGCGAUAAACCACCGCCACUGGAUAAGCUGAACUGUUACCGAGAUGAUGGUAAAGAUGGUUUGAAGUUCUACACCGAUCCGAACUACUUCUUCGAGCUGUGGCGACAGGAGAUGCUGAAAGAUACGGAACGGGUUAUGCACGACCGUGGAAAGAAGGUCCACAAACCGAGAGCAGAGGGUGGCGCUGAUGGUGGCGGGCGACAGAAGAAGCGACCACGUGCCCCGCACAACACACGCGAAAAGCAACGCCAGCGUGCCAUCGGCCAUGGCGAAACGCUGAUGCCAAAUAAUGUCAUCUACCGCACGCCGAAUGCGAUCAUCGGUUCGCAGGAGGAGGCAAUUUACAACAGUGCUAUGGCGGGAGGUCCCGGCGGUAGCAUGAUCUACGAUUCACGUUCAUCGUCCGCGAUGGGAGGUAGUAGCAGCGGUGGUGCCGCACGGCCCAACUCCAUCGAGCUCCGGCGAAGCUAUCAGCAACCGCACGAAAUGGUUGACGGUGGUGGUUAUGCGCCACCGUCACCGGGCGGUGGCUACCACCUUCAGCAGAUGGCCAACCAGUUACAGCAUCAGCAGGCUGGCGGUGUAUACCAGCAGCAGCAGCCAAUCUACGACCAGUACGGUAAUCCAUCGAUAUACGGAUCCGGGGCGAACCAGAUGUCGCAGGAAAGUUUGUACGCACCCGGUACGCCUUCGCGGUCGAAAUCGCGCCCAUCACAGCCACCACCAGCCCCGCCAUCGUCCGGCAGUGGCGGUGGUACACCGAAUGCCUCGAACGCGAACACACCGACGCGCAGCCGAAGCCUGUCGACCGGGCGCGAUAAUUUACCACCGCCACCACCGAUACCGGAGGGUUUGCAAUCACCACCGCACGGUAUGAGCAACGGUGGAACGGGCGUUGCUGCCAAGAUGCUGUUGAUCCGAUCCGGUUCACGGGCGGGAUCGCCGCAGCUGGGCAUGACCGGUUCGCAGCAGCAGCAACAGCACCAGCAACAUCAACACCAGCACGUUGUCGUGAAGUCGAUGAUGGACCAGAAUCAGCUUGCGCUGGAUCAACUAAAUCAGCAGAUAAACAAUCUGAACAAUCUCAACAUGCAGCUGAACCAGAUGUCGAUGAACGAUCUGCCGCCACCGCCACCGAUACCGGAACAGCUAUCACCCAAACAAUCACCACCAAAUGUGGCUCCACCGCCUCCACCACCACCACCGCCAAUGCUGGACGGUCCGUUAAGCCCUACGAAGGCACCAAUGGCAAACGGUGAUCUAUACAACAUGCCGAAAAUGCACCAACUGAAGAAGAUUCCUCCGCAAGAGAAGAUAACCUACGAUGAUCCGCGCAGCGAUUUGAUGAAGGCCAUUCGAGACGGUAUCAAACUGCGCAAGGUAGAGAAACAAAAUCACGAAGCGAAGGAAAACGAUCGCAACAAGGGCCUGCACGAUGUGGCCUCAAUUUUGGCCCGCCGUGUCGCCAUCGAGCUGUCCGAGUCGGAAUCGUCCGAAAGCGACGACGAUAGUGAGGGCUGGCAGGAAACGAACGAAACGUCCGCAUGACAUCAGGAGAGCGUUGCGGCGGGCGGGGGCAAGAAAAAGUGAAACAAGGUGUAGCGCCUCUUCCGAUAGGGCGAUCAUUCCAAGCGAACGUCGAAAACCAUCCCGGUCAUUGUCAUAGCUCAGAUGAAACUGUGCGAGUGCUUAGUGGUUGAAUGCGAUCAAAUCGCAUCAACGGGUGAGUGGAAUGGGAUGAAUGGAAGGAUCGCGCCAAUCGCAGGAGGACUGCAAUCGGUGCAACAAAGACGGGUUUUUUUGCGAUCUAGCCUGAUAUUCGGUGUAUUUAUUUUGGGAAUGCAAAGAUAGCACAAUUGCUGCGGUGGAAAACAUUGGUUUAAUCAAGGGACGUGAUAAUCGCUCCUCUGAUGAUCGCUUAUAGAAGAAGACAUUUAUAUUCGAGAUUAUAUUAUAGGUUGUAUUAAGGCGCAACGAGGGAGCAAUGAAAAAAUACCGCGUAUCGUUAAGUUCCGGUUAAGUUGUACAAAGGAUAAGUUUCACUAUUUAUACACAGAGAUAAGCAUCGCUAAAGCGGGAUGUGGUUACCGCGAUCAUAUGAUGUGAUCGAAGCCGAGGUUCACUUGUUGCGCAUACAUUCUAAACAUUCUGUAUAGAUUAUUGUAUUUUGUUUUACAUGUCCUAAUUUUCGAAUACUAUUAUACUUCAUUGUAAAAGAAACCCGAUUGCGCAAAUUGGCACAUCAUGGAAGCAUCUCAUCACGUCGUUACCCUCUCGCUGGUUCCAGAGUGCGGUGUUGGGUUUUGUGAGGGAAAAUCAAAAUGUCACUACCGUCGUGCGCGUAUAUCAAAAUGGAAAGUAUAUAUAUAUAUAUAUAUCCUCCACUAAUGAAAUGCUUAAUGAAGCAACUGCAGGAAUGCCAGCACAUUGAAAGAGGAGGAAAAAUAAUAGUGAGCGGAAGAUAGUGAAAAAGAAUGCAAUUUAUAUGUAACUUUGUAAACGUAGCGUUACACCAAUGUAGUCGUAAGAUAGAUACAGUCACAGUCGAUCAUUUUGUCAAAGUAGUAGCAACAAUGAAAUGAAACAAAAAUGCAAACGAGAAUGCCAAACAGACAGCGGACGCAAGGUAGCGAGGUGGAGAUAGAUAUAAUUUUCUUAUCAAAUAGUGUUUGCAAAAUAUUUUUUGGGAAAUCAAUACAAAGAAACACUUUUGAAGAUAUCUUCUUGGUGAUAAGACACAGUUAAUGAGAUAUCAUGAUGUUCUAUCUCCUGAACUGUUGAAGAUCGACAUGCAUUUAGUAACCCAGAUAUUGGCUAGCAGGCUUGUUCACUUGGUAGCAAAGUUUAUCCGGCGGCUAGUGAUUUUAUAAAUGUUUAUUUGCUAUGCGAUUGCUUUUGAACAUCCAUAUAGUCGCAUUUGCUCGUUAUCGAACAUGCAGACGGUGCGCUUAGGCGCGCUUUAUGUACAAUGUUUAAAUUAUAAUGUUGUGUUUUAAAAACUUAUUCUGACCAUACUGCAUGUGCUGGAGCGCAUCGUGUGAGUGCUCGGUUACGAUGCCGAGUGCUAACAAACGCUCGUAAUAGAAAGUUAAAAAAUAGGUGUUUAUUGUCACUUAUGGGCCAUUCUGUGGAGAUUAGAAUGUUUUUUUCUUCUUUUGUUUAACUCAUGUUCGUAUUCGAACAUCAUGCCUUAUGUUCAGAAUCGGAAGCAAACUUUUCGUUGCCCUUCCGUUGUCAAGUGAAAUAUUCCUACGUACACUCUAUCACACACUACACAACGAUUAAAACACGCUUCAUUUAGCUCUAUUUAACGCAAUUAUUUUUGCAUAAUAAUGGAAAAGCACAAGAAAGCAAAAAAACACAUAUAUAAAUAACCUUACGACGGUUACAAUACUCCAAAAACAAAACAAAAAAGACAUUGAAAAUAAAACUAAUUCAUAGCAAAUGUGAAAAAAAAAUUGUGAAACGCUUGUGGUAUAAAAAAGAAAGUAAAAAAAAUAACAAAGUGUAAUGCCUUUGUGCUUGCUACACUGUAGAUGUUUGAAAAGCAACUAUUUACCGAUCAUUAAACAAACAAACAGAAAGGAAGCAAAAAAAACGCAAAAUCGCUCAACAUGUUCAGGCCGUUAAAGCAUAUUAGAAAGUAGAUGGAAGUAUAACACACAAAUAUGGCAAACCGAUUUUAGUGGCGUUUGCAGCUUUAAAAUGUGAUUUUUUUACGUUGCUAGUGUUUUCUAAAGCACGUUGAAGCUUUUAAUGGGAAUCUAACUUCUUCUUCAACUCUUUAAAAUUCGACCUGCUGCUACUGACCAGUGUGUAAAGUAAAAACAUAAUUUAAAACUCGUUAGCGACAUACCGUCAUUCAAUGCUCAAACUUUUCGUUUUGCAUUACAUUUUUAGGACUAACAUACUACUCUAAAACACUAUUGGACGCUAAUUGCUUGCUGUUUGGCCCGAGCAUUUACUUGUUUACGUUGCUUUUAUGGCGCUUUUCAUCAAUGCAUCUCUCAAAAGACAAAACAAUACUUAACCUAUCCAUAUGCUAUCUACCUUUCGAAACAUUAUUUCCCUUGUGCAGUGAAAGGAAAACAAGUCAAGUUGCAAAAAGGCAAAACGAAAACACCCACAAAAUACUGAUUUGUCAAUGAACACAGUACCAAACAAUGCAAGCGAUCGAACGGGAGAAAAGGUUGAAGUAAAAAAGGUGUCCUUUAACAGUUCUUCACAGCAAUUACUGUAAAGCCCAAAUAGCCAAAACGGAGUCACUAUGAUGGAACAACAACGUAAACGGAAAACAAUAUUAUGAAUUGAUACUAGUAGAUAGUUAACCAAGUAAAUACAGCAAACCAACCAAUACCUUCCCUUGUGUUGCACUGCGACCGGAAAACAUUCAUGCAUUAUGCCUAACCGUAUCUAAUGGAAAGAUGUAAAACUCACAUACACAAAACCAACUCCUAACACUAGUGGAACAGCAAGCUAAUCCAGUACGCGAUGAAGUAUUGUUUCGUGGUCGCUGUAAUAGACUGCACAAUCCACCAAUGCAACGGGUGGGACGUAGUGACGUUUCGUAUGUGCAGCGGCGCCUUUGAUAUUAGGGAAAUAAACGGGGGAAACCAUCAAGCAUCUUUCCGUUGUACUUUUCGUGUUGGUUAAGGGUUGAAUGUUUCAUAUAAAACAUUGAGCAAAACCAUACUCCUCGUAAAGAUGCGUAGCUUUCAAUCGCACGAAAACGAGGAUAAAGGACUAGUCGUCGUGGUGAGGAUCGUUUGUUGUGUCAGCUCCAAAACUGAAGCUAGUGUCUGAAGCAAGCAAACUGGUAGAAUUUUCUGCAUUAAGCUUUAGUCGUUUGUCCUCUUACAAUGUGCAAGAGAGAAUGCACCAAAGUGCAUCACGAUAUGUCUCUAUAGUAUGUAAAGUAAAUGGCAAAGGAAACGAAACACGUUCGUAAGAAGAAAAGGGUUAUUUUAUAGAUUUUCCUCCCUUGCUCUAUUUUGUUAUGAAAAAAAAUGUUAAAAUAACGUCCCAAAAACCUUACGUGCUUUCCUUUCACGUGCGCGAAACAACGCGAAGACAUUGUACAUGUAUUAUAAUUUCUUUAAAUAAUAGGUAAUAUAAAGAAAACCAUGAACAUGAUUUGGCGAUGCAACAAAAGCAUAAAGUAUAAAUGAAAAAAAAAAAACAAACAAAACAAAACGAAGUAAUGGAACAGUAAUGGAAGUAAUAAUGAACAGUUUCAAAAUAAUACUAAUAGUCGGUCAGAAGCAAAAUACACUUGAUCAUGGUAAUUAGACAACUAAUCGAGGAAAUAAAGUGAA
This is a messenger RNA of Anopheles moucheti, 6713 nucleotides long. It is a transcript of the gene SCAR, whose product is annotated as actin-binding protein WASF3. Bases 1015 to 2946 code for a protein of 643 amino acids. Gene Ontology annotation, cellular component: cytoskeleton. NCBI's taxonomy places the organism in Eukaryota, Metazoa, Arthropoda, Insecta, Diptera, Culicidae. The transcript has 7 exons. Gene Ontology annotation, biological process: positive regulation of Arp2/3 complex-mediated actin nucleation; actin cytoskeleton organization. Gene Ontology annotation, molecular function: protein kinase A regulatory subunit binding; Arp2/3 complex binding; actin binding. The record is from RefSeq and is a predicted model, not a curated record.